UCAGUCACGUAACCCAGAAAAAGAGACAUAAACAUGGAAGUGGUACUAGUCGAGUAAUAGUAUAGAUCGAGAUAAGGAAAAAGGGGGGAAAAAGAAAAACAGUCUCCUCUUGUUUCUGUAUAAAAGCAUGAGUGUUCAUUCGGGAGUUUUUUCGUGAGCUGGGAUUCUUGAGUUACGCUUUUGGAUUCCAUGGAGUUGUUGCAAAGCUCCAAUGCUGAUCUGGGUUUGAAGCUUUCUUCUUCUCUUAGUUUCAUCCACCAAUAUGGACAAGUAUGUAUUUACGUUCCCAGUCAUGAUUUGACCUCCAUUGUUAAGCUGGAUCACAGCUUUUCCCAAUGAGUAGUUCUCUGUGAAUGUUUUGGAAUCCGAUGAUUGUUUUCUGGUAGGUCUUUUAGUAUUAAUCAAUUCUUUGAUUCUUUUAGGUGGGGAGAUUUUUUUUUUCUUUAUUUAUUGCAUUGUACACAUAUAUAUUCUUCAUAUAGGAACACUUUGAGUUUACAAAGAAAAACAAAACCCAUUUGAUUUACUCACUUUUUUCUUUGAUUCUUUGUUGUAUUCAUCGGAUUCCUUUUGGCUUUCAAUUGGUUUUGGUUUCUUGGAAAAAAUUUCACACACUCACAUAGUCUGUCUCUCUAGAUUUCUCUUUUCAAACAUACAUAAACAAAACUUUGUUUGAACAUACACAACUCAUAUAGGAAGAUCAUACAUUAGUUUGCAUUUUCAAUACUAAAACAAAAGAGAGAUAGGGAGUGAAAUAGAAGAGAAUCAGGGUGGGUGAAUAGAAAAGAAAAACAAGAGAGAAGAUAGAGAAGGGUUACAGAGGAUGUUGGCUGGGUGUUCUAGUUCUACAUUGCUGUCACCUAGGCAUAGAUUGAGGAACGAAGCAUCUGCACAGUAUCAAGCUUGUCACUUCCAGUUACCUUCCAUGAGCACCCAAAGACUGGACUUGCCAUGCACUUUUCCUCGCAAAGAAACUUCACGUUCGCAGCCCAUCAGACCUGUAGGUCUCUCUGUUGAGAAACCAAUUGAAUCCAAGAUCACCAGUAGCCGUUCUCUCAAGCACAAUCUCCGUCUCCCUCCAUUGUCAACCACAGCGACCACAGCUUUCGGCGAAGGAAGAAGAGAGAUCAAAGAUGAGUUUUGGGAGGGAAAGGGUAAGAAUCUGAAGAGAUUUGCAGAGCAGGGUUUGGUAGAUGAUGUUUGCCUCAGCAGAGCAAAGAGGAAAAAGGGUGGUAGUGAUGGUUUGGGUUUAGGUCAGUUGGGUGGGAAUUUCUGGUUUCAACCAAACUCUCAAGUUCUUCCUUUCUCUCUUACAUAUUCAGGAGAUGAAGAAAGGGCUUGUUUUGUGCCUGGUGAAGUGAUAUCUCCACCUCUGCCAUUAUCAAACAAUCCCUGGUUGGAAUCAGUCAUAACUGAGAUCACAGACCUAGGCGAGAAAGAUAACACUAGUCGCUGUCCUGUAAAAGAAGCUUCAGGUUCAAGUGCUUCUUCUGACAGCCAUAGCUUGGGGCUUAAGCUAAACGAGAGUAACACAGAGCAUGAAGAAGUAGGUAAUGGGUCUGGCAACCCUUACCCAUAUGAAGGAGCUAGCGUGGAGGCAGGCAAGGAGCUUAACAACAGAGGAGAGCAUCAGGGGUUUGAGCUUCUUGCCUUGCUUACAGGUUGUGUUGAAGCAAUUGGCUCCAAGAAUAUCCCUGCUAUUAACCACUUCAUAGCUAAACUAGGGGAUCUGGCUUCUCCUAGAGCAGGAAACCCUGUAAGCCGAUUAACAGCUUAUUACACAGAAGCUCUGGCUCUCAGAGUCACCAGGCUUUGGCCUCAAAUUUUUCAUGUCACCACUCCCCGGGAGUUCGAUCGGGUUGACGAUGACUUGGGCGGCACUGCACUGAGGCUCUUGAACCAGGUCAGCCCAAUUCCAAAGUUCAUUCAUUUCACUGCAAAUGAGAUGUUGUUAAGAGCUUUUGAAGGGAAAGAUAGGGUUCACAUCAUCGAUUUUGACAUCAAGCAAGGUCUGCAAUGGCCAAGUUUCUUCCAGAGUUUAGCUUGUAGGAGAAACCCUCCUACCCAUGUGAGGAUCACUGGCAUUGGUGAGUCCAAACAGGAGCUAAAUGAGACGGGAGACAGACUCGCCGUCUUCGCAGAGUCCUUGAACUUGCCAUUUGAGUUCCACCCAGUUGUGGACAGAUUAGAAGACGUGAGACUAUGGAUGCUUCAUGUGAAGGAGAAAGAGAAUGUGGGUGUGAACUGUAUUUUCCAGCUUCACAAGAUUCUGUACGAUGGGAAUAGAGCUGCGUUCAGAGACUUUCUGGGUCUGAUUCGUAGCACCAACCCAACAGCAAUUGUAAUGGCGGAGCAAGAAGCGGAACAUAAUACCCUCAGCUUGGAAUCAAGAGUCUGCAAUUCGCUCAAGUACUACGCUGCCAUAUUUGACUCCAUUAAUUGCACCAACCUUCCAGUAGACAGCCCUGUAAGGAUGAAGAUAGAGGAGAUGUUUGGAAGGGAGAUCAGAAGCAUUGUUGCUUGUGAAGGAAGUGAGAGAGUUGAGAGACACGAGAGGUUUGAGAAAUGGAAGACGAUGAUGGAACAGGGAGGGUUCAGAUGCAUGGGGGUAAGUGAAAGAGAAAAGGUUCAGAGCCAGAUGCUGUUGAAGAUGUACUCAUGUGAUAACUUCCAUGUGAGGCAGCAAGGAGAAGAAAAUGAUGGAGCGGCGUUGACUUUGACCUGGGAAGAUCAGCCUCUUUACACAGUCUCUUCAUGGGCGGCCAUGGAUAUUGGUGGGAGUUCAUCGUCUUUCUCGCAGCCAGGGGGUUCUUGUUUUUCUUAGAUUAAAAGUUUUUACAGACAUAGAAAUUAUUCUUUGUAGGUGGAGACAUCUUGGUUACUAUUCUUUCAUUCUUUCUUUUCUUUUUGCAGAUAAAAAGAACAAGUAGCUUCUUCUUCUUCUUCUUCUUCUUCUUCUUCUUCAUAGCUCGGACUUCAGAUGUCUUUGUAGCAUGUGUUUAUCAUUCUUUCAUUCUUUUCCAUUGUAUUAUGAUGAUGAUGAUGAUGAUGAUGAUGAGAUUCUUUCCAGU
Carica papaya (papaya) is the source of this 3071-nucleotide messenger RNA. The record is from RefSeq and is a predicted model, not a curated record. NCBI's taxonomy places the organism in Eukaryota, Viridiplantae, Streptophyta, Magnoliopsida, Brassicales, Caricaceae.